GGGGUUCGGAGUAGAAUGGGGGUUAAACGUGUUGAGGGUGAUGGCGAUAUGAUGCUCUCGGACCUUCCAAUAUCUGGUUCGCGAGAAACGGAAACUUGUAGCAGCUCUAUACGCCCUCAUUGCUUUCUAGUGCAAACUCGAGAAAAUACCAGAUCCUAAUUGAAUUUUCAAUCGUUUCUCAAUUGCACCCGGCGCUGAUCUUAUCCCGUUCGGCCGACAUCGGUAGUGGUGGUAAGGCGUGAUCCUUCAGCAGUUGUCGCAAUAAUUUCGCCAUUACGGAGAUUAAUAAUUCGCUAGUGCAGACGCGGGCAACGACACCUCCUCCGUGGCAGGUCAAGAUAUAAAGCGAGCCUCAAGGAGAUGAUUUCAGAUCGUAGAAGACACCAAAACAUCAACAACUUCAGCAUUCAAGAUGACUACCGAAUUUAUUAGCGUCACUUUCCCCAACGCCUCGACGGAGCUUGCCCCGAUCCCUGGCGCUGGCAUUGACCCUGAUUAUCUCAUCCGCUAUGCCCGCUCGCUGGACGACCAUGAGUUCAACUACACUCUCAUUCCUUACGGCUCGCCCUCGUUUGAUCCUUUCACGAUUGGCGCAACCAUUGUUGCCGUGACCAAGAACAUCAAGAUCAUCAUCGCCCUGCGCCCCAACACCGUUUAUCCCACCGUUGCCGCCAAGGCGCUGGCAACUCUGGACCAGCUGAGCAAGGGCCGAGUCGUUGUUCAUUUUAUUGCCGGUGGAAAUGACGCCGAGCAGGCCCGUGAGGGUGACUUCCUGAACAAGGAUGAGCGAUACGAGCGCCAAGAGGAGUACAUCAAGAUCGUUCGCAAGGUGUGGACGUCGACCGAGGCAUUCGACUGGGACGGCAAGUACUACAAGUUCAAGGACUUCAAGAGCACCGUCCGACCCACGAAUGGCACCAUCCCCGUCUCUGUGGGAGGAUCUUCAGACGCCGCCUACCGCCAGGGCGGCGCUCUCGCCGACAUCUUCGGCCUCUGGGGUGAGCCCCUCAAGGAGACCAAGGAGCAGAUCGACCGCAUCUACGCCGAGUCUGACAAGGCUGGCCGUCCCAAGGAGGACCGACCUCGCAUCUGGGUGACCUUCCGACCCAUCGUCGCCGAGACUGAUGAUCUCGCCUGGGCCAAGGCCCACCGCACCCUGGACAUUCUCAAGCAGAACCGCGAGAAGGGCCAGAGCAGAGUUCCCCUCAACGCCCCCCCGCCUCAGAACGUUGGAUCCCAGCGACUUCUCGAUAUCGCUACCCGAGGCGAGGUUCAGGACCGCGCUCUCUGGUACCCGACUGUUACUGCUACCGGCGCACAAGGUGCCUCAACUGCCCUGGUUGGAUCUUACCAGACGGCUGCCGACUCUAUCCUGGACUACGUCGACCUCGGUGCUACUCUUAUUUCCAUCCGUGGUUACGACAACUUGAAUGAUUCCAUCGACUACGGACGGUACAUUCUUCCCAAGGUGCGAGCAGGUUUGAAGGAGCGCGAGAACGCCAAGAAGGCGGCUUGAUCGACUGGCUUGAUCGACAUGGCUGUAUCAGAAUCCAGAUCAAGGAGCAAAGAUGUAAAACCUAGAAUGAUUAACAACUAUACUCCGUUUCAUCGGGAGCGAUAUUAUGAAUUUAAUGAAAGACAAUAACCCA
Messenger RNA from Ilyonectria robusta, 1649 nucleotides. Its product is annotated as luciferase-like domain-containing protein. Bases 413 to 1516 code for a protein of 367 amino acids. The record is from RefSeq and is a predicted model, not a curated record. Gene Ontology annotation, molecular function: oxidoreductase activity, acting on paired donors, with incorporation or reduction of molecular oxygen. NCBI's taxonomy places the organism in Eukaryota, Fungi, Ascomycota, Sordariomycetes, Hypocreales, Nectriaceae. The transcript has a single exon.